Molecule: messenger RNA, 1661 nt
Organism: Gadus macrocephalus (Pacific cod)
Lineage: Eukaryota; Metazoa; Chordata; Actinopteri; Gadiformes; Gadidae
Gene: arid3c
Product: AT rich interactive domain 3C (BRIGHT-like)
Exons: 2
Coding region: 538-1560 (340 amino acids)
Source: RefSeq, a predicted model, not a curated record
AACUGUGUGUGUGUGUGUGUGUGUGUGUGUGUGUGUGUGUGUGUGUGUGUGUGUGUGUGUGUGUGUGUGUGUGUGUGUAUGUGUGUGUGUGUGUGUGUGUGUGUGUGUGUGUGUGUGUGUGUGUGUGUGUGUGUGUGUGUGUGUGUGCGUGCGUGCGUGCGUGUGUGCGUGUGUGUGUCAAGAUAUUGACACAGCGGGAGGGAUCUCUUCCCCGCUUCUCAUUCCGCCCACAGCGGCCACUUGUUGCCGAAGCUCCGGGAGCGAGACCCACGAAGUAACUCCGGGAGACCCACGAAGUAACUCCGGGAGACCCACGAAGUAACUCCGGGACAGAGACCUACGAAGUGACUCGGAGAGCGAGACCCACGAAGUGACUCCGGGAGACCCACGAAGUGACUCCGGGACCGAGACCUGCGAAGCGACUCCGGGACCGAGACCCACGAAGUGACUCCGGGACCGAGACCAACGAAUCCCGCGGACCGGGUGAUCCCGCGGACCGGGUCUGGUGCGGGACCGGGUCUUCUGGACAGAUGAAGCAUGGUCGAGGACUCAAAGAUCAGUAAAUCCUCAAGGGCAGCUUCGUUCUCCUCCAACAACCUUCACCUCCGGUCUCCCGCCGCCGCGACCCCUCAGUCCUCCCAGACCUCCACGUCCUCCCGGUCCGUCCAGUCCUCCCAGUCUCAGUCCUCCCAGUCCAGCGGGGGCAUGAAGCUGGAGGCGGUGAUGGAGAACCUCCAGCGGCAGCAGGCGGCUCGUCUGGCCCUGGAGGAGAAGGUCCGUCUGGCGGAGAAGGAGAAGAGUCUCCGGUCCCUGGUUGAGUCCCAGAUCCACCAGCAGGCCCUGGUUGAGUCCCAGAUCCACCAGCAGGCCCUGGCCUUCCGCCACUACCAGGCCGCGGUGCGGGGCGCCCUCGCCGCGGGAGGAGGGGACGGUUCUCCGGCCGGGCUGAGCCCCUCCGAACGGCAGCUGGCUCGCAUGGGGGUCCGGGACCCGGACCGGGCAGAGGACUCGGACUUUGACGAUGGCGAAGAGGAGGAGGAGGAGGAGGUGGAGCUGGGACAUCACCACCUCUCCGGGCCCGGCCUGGACGGCCAGCCGCGGGUCGGAAAGAGAGACCCGAGCGAGGAAGACACGGGCGUCGCGGAGGACGAAGGGGAAGACGGAGAACCGGAGGCCGGGUCCGGCCGAUUCCCGGCCCGCCACGGGGGGCUCCAUGCGGCGUCCCGGUCGCCGCUGAUCCGCAACCCUCCGUCCUCCCCCGGAGCGCCGCUCUCCCAGAACCACGAGUGGACGUACGAGGAGCAGUUCAAACAGGUAAGACCUCACCUGGACUCCUCUAACCGCUCCUCUUAUUGUAUUCACACCUGCAAGCUCCGCGCAAUUUACUGCGUUUUGAUUUCAACCAACAACCCGGUCUUGGUGGUUCUGUCACUAGAAACAUGCAUUUUCUGUAACCGGUUCUAUACGCUCUUUCCUAUAGCCUGUGUUUAUGUUUCUAUAACCUGUUUCUAUAACCUGCGGAUCUAUAACCAUGUGGUUCUACAUGCUUUGGUUCCAUAACCUGUGAUUCUAUAUACGCUUUGUUUCUAUAACCUGUGGCUAUAUACGCUUUAUACGCUGUGUUUCUAUAACUUGUGGUUCUACACGCUCUUUUUCUAUAA